AGGGAAAAACAACCCGGCAGCAGCGAUUGAAUUUUGAAUCACUUAAUUUUAAUCUUCAUAGAGAGAACGAAGUUUUGCUCCGUCCAUGCCUCUCGUGAACACCUGAUAAAUUGGUAAUAGUACUAUGGCAAGAGAAGCUAAUACCCUUUUCCUUGAAGAAUGGCUGAGAAACAGCAGUGCUAGUAGUAGUAACGUCACCUCUGCACAUUCUUCUUUUUCUUCAUCUUCAUCAUCAUCGGCACGAGCCAUUAUUCAAGCAUGGACUGACCUUAGAGACUCCAUACAAAACCAAAGAUUUCAACCCCACCACCUUCAAGCUUUGAAAGCCCUUCUCAAGUCUCAGGCAUCCCUUCAUGUUGCUGACCCCCAGGCUAAGCUUCUCCUAUCCAUUCUCUCCUCUCGAAACCUUGACUUGCCUGCUGAGUCAUAUCCUCUCUUGUUCAAGCUUCUUUAUAUCUGGAUCAGGAAAUCCUUCAAACCGUCAUUAGUACUAAUUGAUUUAGCUGUAGAAGUCCUCUCUAACAUUUUUGGUACUGAAUUUGGUGCUAAGAAAAGCCCUUUUUUUUACGCUGAUGGUCUUCUGCUCUUGGGGGCCUUUUCCUUUGCACCUUCUGUGGCCGAAAAGUCAAAAAUAGUCUGCCUGGAAUUGUUUUGUGGGCUAAUUAAAGAAGAUUACCAAUUAGCUAACUCAUUUGAAGAAGUUAUUUCUGAUCUGCUGGCAGGCAUAGGUUAUGCUCUAUCUUCGUCUGUGAAAGUUCAUUUUGUUAGAAUUUUAUAUUCUUUUUUUGGAAUUUGGGGGAAGGAAGAUGGACCUUGUGCCAGUGUUUCUCAUGGGCUAAUGAUUUUGCAUUUGUUUGAAUGGGUUAUAUCUGGCUUUAUCAAAUCAAAUUAUGUUGAGAAAAUUGAAGUUAUUUCCCAAGAGAUUUUUGAGAAUCCAAAGGCAAACUAUGUUCCAUUUGCUCUUCUCAUGACCGCGGCUGGGGCUAUAAGAGCUUGUAAUAGAUCUGUAUCAAGUGGUCAGAGACUGCAAAUCCUUUUCAAACUGAGGAUUUCUGCAGAAAAUAAGAUAGAAUCUAUAGCACAAUAUUUGACUUCAAAAGAGGGAGGGUUUUCUAGUUUUUUGCUACAGUGUCUUUCAUUAGGCUUGGCUCGAAGUGGUUCAGUUUCUUCCCGAGGUCCUCUAUUUCUAUGCCUUGCUUCAGCACUGUUAACAGAAAUUUUCCCGUUGCGGCAAUUCUAUAUAAGGCUUCUUGAGUACCCACAUGGCAGCUCUGGUCGACUAAGGUCUAAGGAGAUCAAAGAACAUCUAGAAAGUGUUCUUUUCAAGGAAGCAGGGGCUGUAGCUAGUGUUUUAUGUAAUCAGUAUGUCAUAGGAGAUGAAGAGAACAAGGGUAUGGUGGAGAAUCUUAUAUGGAAUUACUGUCAAGAUAUUUACUUGGGGCACAGGCAGGUUUCUUUGUUGCUUCGUGGUAGAGAGGAUGAGUUACUUGGUCAUUUGGAGAAAAUUGCUGAAUCUGCUUUCCUUAUGGUUGUAGUUUUUGCAUUGGCUGUUACAAAGCACAAACUGAAUCCGAAAUUCUCAAAAGAAGCACAAAUUGAGACAUCAGUGCGGAUAUUAGUUUCAUUUUCUUGUGUGGAGUAUUUCCGGCGUGUGCGUCUGCCAGAAUAUAUGGACACAAUACGAGGAGUUGUCGUGAGUGUUCAGGAGAAUGAGUCUGCUUGUGUCUCUUUUGUAGAAUCCAUGCCCUCUUACACUGACUUGACAAAUGGGCCAGACUUCUCCAUUCUGCAAAAGAUGGAAUACUUAUGGUCCAAGGAUGAGGUGCAAACUGCUCGCAUCCUAUUUUACCUGCGGGUUAUUCGAACUUGCAUGGAACGUGUAACUGCCCUUUCCUUUAGAAGGGUUAUAGCUCCUACUAUAUUCUUGUAUAUGGGACAUCCCAAUGAAAAAGUAGCUCAAGCCUCCCACUCUAUGUUUGUGGGAUUUAUAUCUUCAGGGAAGGAUUCUAACCAGGAUGAAAGAGUUUCACUGAAGGAGCAACUUGCUUUCUAUUACAUUCAGAGAUCUUUAGCGGGAUAUCCUGGUGCCACUCCUUUCAAAGGUAUGGCUUCUGGAGUUGCGGCCUUGGCUCGACAUCUUCCUGCUGGUUGUCCAGCCACAUUUUAUUGUAUCCACAGUCUUGUUGAAAAAGCUGAUAGGCUUUGCAGUGAGGUAUCUACUCACAAAGCUGAUAUAUGGAAGAACUGGCAAGGAGAGUCAGACCCUUGUAAGGAAAUCCUAGAGUUGCUUUUACGGCUUAUUUCUUUGGUGGAUAUACAGGUACUACCAAACUUGAUGAAGUUGUUGGCUCAGUUGAUAGUAAAGUUGCCAAAAGAUGGCCAGAAUUUGGUUCUCAACGAAUUACAUUCACUGGUUGCAGAAUCUGAUGAUGUUACACGCAAACCCACUUUAGUUUCAUGGCUGCAGUCUUUAUCUUAUGUAUGUUCUCAGGCUACCAGUGGAGGUGCAACCUCUACAGGAGUAGGAGGUGAAAAAACUUCUCUUCCUGCAUGGGCUGUGGACUCCUUGAAUGCGCGGCUUUAAGAUAUUAGGGUGCUAGUUUAGGUUAUCUUCUUCUCCCUGUUUUAAAAAGAUCCUUAAUUAUAUUGUACAGCUCGUACUCAGUUGCUUAAUAAAAUUUCCCGAAAUUUUGGGAAUGAUAACUAAAAA
This is a messenger RNA of Pistacia vera, 2710 nucleotides long. RefSeq lists its product as uncharacterized. Lineage: Eukaryota; Viridiplantae; Streptophyta; Magnoliopsida; Sapindales; Anacardiaceae. The record is from RefSeq and is a predicted model, not a curated record. The transcript is spliced from 6 exons. Bases 125 to 2584 code for a protein of 819 amino acids.